Molecule: messenger RNA, 4857 nt
Organism: Pundamilia nyererei
Lineage: Eukaryota; Metazoa; Chordata; Actinopteri; Cichliformes; Cichlidae
Gene: atp10d
Product: ATPase phospholipid transporting 10D
Exons: 23
Coding region: 458-4606 (1382 amino acids)
Biological process (GO): phospholipid translocation
Cellular component (GO): plasma membrane
Molecular function (GO): magnesium ion binding; ATPase-coupled intramembrane lipid carrier activity; ATP binding
Source: RefSeq, a predicted model, not a curated record
CAUUUUCAGGGAAUAGCUGCAAAUGUGAAUUCCCACAGUACUUCCGUCAGAUCAUUUGGAUGAAAAAAGCACACCCCCUGGUUCAUAGAUUAAAGAUGGUUCGCAGACUAUUUCAGUUAAAGCUACUAACAUGCUCCUGCCAUCGAAGACAAUAUGACAUUUGUGCCUUUGCAUUGGGAAUUCGGUUGGACGACACUCCGCUGUAGAGCGAAAGGUUUCGUGGCUGAGCGACUAUUUCUCACAUCCUGCUUUGUUUCCCGCUACUGUCUGUCGACGAUGUGACCGAAUCUACAGGCUGCAUUUACUGCUGGUAGUAACUUAAAAUUGGGCGGCGUGAGGAAAUAAACAGCAGGAUGGUGACUUUGUAAAAGAUCAUCGUGAAGCACACAGAAGCCAAAGGCCAUAAAAAGCCUGGCCUCGGUACCCUCACAGCCUACCUAGCAUAUCUGCUGCAUAGAUGGAGCGGCUGCGCUGGGUGCAGCAAUGCUGUCGGCAGCUGCUAGCAGGAGACUCAAGGCGGGGUUGGUACUCUGAUGGGCUGCCCAACAGCAGCUUGCUGGACACCCACAGCCCUCGGGGGAGGGUCUGUGGGAAGCAGAGGACGGUAUUUCCCCGCAAUGGGCGUCACCAACAGGAUUAUGAACGUGUAUCCAGAAACUACAAAAGCAAUGCAAUCUCCACUACCAAAUACACCUUCCUGACUUUCAUUCCCAUGAAUCUGUUCGAGCAGUUUCACAGGGCUGCAAACCUCUAUUUCCUGUUCUUGACAUUGCUAAACUGGGUGCCAGUGGUUGAAGCCUUUCAGAAGGAAAUUACUAUGAUUCCUCUGCUGGUGGUUCUCAUAAUUAUCGCCAUCAAAGAUGCCCUGGAAGACUUCAGACGCUACUUGUUUGACAAGAAGGUUAACAACAAUGUAGUUCGAGUAUUCUGUGGUGGACUCAUGAACAGCACGGAGCAACCAUCCUGCCCUCAUGCUACCAAGGAGCACCACCGGAAGAAGAGGACCGUGGUACCUUCCUUCAUAGAGAAUGAGGAACUGAAGGAGCUCCUACAGCUGUAUAAAAGCAACAAGAUCCGGACAACAAAGUAUUCCUUUCUGUCCUUUCUGCCCAAGAAUGUUUUUGAGCAGCUCCACCGAUUCGCUAACGUCUACUUCAUUUUCCUUGCUGCACUAAACUUUGUCCCUGUUGUGGAAGCCUUUCAGCCAGAGAUCGCUCUGGUUCCUAUUGGAGAAGAGUUCACUCCUGAGAGUUUCCACAGUCGUAUUGAGUGUGAGAACCCCAACAAUGACCUCAGCAGGUUUAGAGGUUACAUGGAGCACUCAAAUGGGGUUCGUGUAGGCCUCAAUAGUGGCAACCUGUUGCUCAGGAGCUGCACCAUACGCAACACUGAAACGGUGGUAGGCAUCGUAGUCUAUGCUGGUCAUGAGACUAAAGCCAUGAUGAACAACAGCGGGCCGAGGUAUAAGCGCAGUAAGCUGGAGAAGCACCUGAAUACAGACAUCCUUUGGUGUGUGGUCCUACUCUUCGUUAUGUGCCUGACUGCUGCUAUAGGCCACGGCCUCUGGAUGAACAGCUUUAAAGAAUCCAUCUUCCAGGUCGAUACUGAGACGCCUCCUGCCCUGGCUGGAUUCUAUAUAUUCUGGACUAUGGUCAUUGUGUUGCAGGUGCUGAUCCCAAUUUCUCUAUACGUGUCCAUUGAGAUUGUGAAACUAGGCCAGAUCUACUUCAUCCACAACGACCUAUCCUUGUACAACAAACAGCUGGACUCUAGGAUCCAGUGCCGUGCUCUCAACAUUACCGAGGACCUCGGUCAGAUUCAGUACCUGUUCUCUGAUAAAACAGGAACGCUGACAGAAAAUAAGAUGGUGUUUCGCCGCUGCAGUAUCUUUGGAGUUGAAUAUCCUCAUGAGGAAAAUGCUCGAAGGCUUGAGGUGUACGAAUCAGAAAACACCGAGACGGCUGUUCGCUCUGUGACUCUGAAGUCAGGCUACAGUGGGAAAUCUCUGAGCUGUCGCUCUCUCAGCUGCAACCGCAGCUCUGUGUCUCUUCACACGCUUACUGCUGAGCCAAUGGAGGAGGAUCAACUGUCGGGUCACGUCCAGCCCAGGACCGGCGCCUUCUGCAGCCGCAUGGCAAAGGAGGUGGUACCAGACCCCGCACUUGGCAGGAAGCUGAACUGGCUGACAAACCACUCCUCAUCCGAGACUCCAUCCAGCAUGGAACUCACCUACAUAACUGACUUCUUCCUGGCUCUGGCCAUCUGUAACAGUGUGGUGGUUUCUUCGCCCAACCAGCCUCGACAUGUGAUACCUGAAGAACGGACACCUCUAAAGUCUCUGGAAGAAGUUAAGUUGAUGUUUCAGCGUUUCAGUUUCUCUCCCUUCUCCGCUCUCUCCCCUUCCCAAAUCAAAGGCAGCCCUCACAGCUUAAAAAGCAGGCUAUUUAUUAGGGGGAAGAGAGGCUCUCUCACUCUCUCCACUCCCGUGAGCAACACCACAGACGUGUCAGGCUCAAGCCAGGAAAAUGACUCUAAACCAGACUUAUCUGCCAGAGAGGAGGAAGAACAAGAUGUGGAGGACCAAGAGACAGAGGAUGACUUAAAGGAUACACAGACAAACCCUGAUGAGGCAAGACAGAGCAUGCAAGACCUGACCAAACAAGUGGAAGAGAUAACCGAUGAACUGGUGUAUGAGGCAGAGAGUCCAGAUGAGGCAGCUUUGGUCCAUGCAGCACGAGCAUACCGCUGUACCCUGAGGGGUCGCUCUGCAGAGAGCCUGCUCGUGGAUCUGCCAGGAAUCGGCUCCCUGGCUAUCCAGCUGCUCCACAUCCUGCCCUUUGACUCCAACAGGAAAAGGAUGUCCGUAGUGGUUCGCCACCCUCUGACGGGACAGGUGGUGGUUUUCACCAAGGGUGCGGACUCAGUCAUCAUGGACCUGGCUGAAAGCCCCACAGAUCAGACGGAGGUAUACAGUCACAUCAAAGAAAAAACCCAAAAACAUUUGGAUGCUUAUGCCAGAGAAGGCCUCCGCACACUCUGCAUCGCUAAAAAGGUUCUGAAGGAGGAUGAGUAUGACUUGUGGCUGAAAGCACACAUGCUGGCAGAGAGCAGCAUAGAGAACAGAGAGGAGCUUCUUCUGGAGUCAGCUCAGAGGCUUGAGACCAACCUCACUCUGUUGGGUACCACAGGGAUUGUAGACAGACUCCAGGAGGAGGUUCCAGAGACCAUUGCUGCUCUUCAGAGGGCUGGUAUUAAAGUUUGGGUUCUCACUGGAGACAAACAGGAAACAGCCAUCAACAUCGCUUAUGCCUGCAAACUUCUAUGUGCCAGUGACAAACUGCUGACAGCUAACUGUGGAAGCAAGGAUGCUUGUGCAGCUUUAUUUGAGGAUCUCAUACUGGAAGUCCAGGGUGGUGAGAGUUUGACUGCCCUUACUGGAAAUGGGGAAUCCAUGUCCAGCAGCUUCAUUCUGGUCAUAGAUGGCCGGACGCUGGGUUGGGCCUUGGAGGACGAAUUGAGGAGCAACUUCCUGGAGCUGAGCCGGCGAUGCAAGGCAGUGAUCUGCUGCCGUUCCACUCCACUGCAGAAAAGCCAAGUGGUCCAGCUGAUCCGGGACCAUCUUGGUGUCAUGACCCUGGCUGUGGGUGAUGGAGCCAAUGACGUAAGCAUGAUUCAGGUGGCUGAUGUGGGCAUUGGGAUAUCUGGACAGGAGGGAAUGCAGGCUGUGAUGUCCAGUGACUUUGCUAUUUCACGGUUUAAACACCUCAGCAAGCUGCUGCUGGUUCACGGCCACUGGUGUUACUCUCGUCUUGCAAACAUGAUACAAUACUUCAUCUACAAGAAUGUGAUGUAUGUGAAUCUGCUGUUCUGGUAUCAGUUCUUCUGUGGUUUUUCUGGGAGUGUCAUGACCAACUCCUGGGUGCUCAUCCUCUUCAAUCUAAUCUUCACAUCAGCUCCUCCGCUCAUUUACGGCAUUCUCAACCAAGAUUUACCUGCUGACACUCUGAUGGAGCUGCCCGAGCUCUACCAGGAUGCACAAACUUCCAAGACGUUUGUUCCAUACAUGUUCUGGAUCACGGUCCUGGAUGCUUUUUACCAAAGCCUCGUUUGCUUUUUUGUGCCUUACUUUGCAUACGCAGGAUCAGAUGUUGGGGUGCUGUCCUUUGGCUCACCGAUCAACGCAUCAGCACUUUUCAUUAUUCUGCUGCACCAAGUGAUCGAGAGCAACACGCUGACAUGGAUUCAUACGGUCGUGUUGGUGCUCAGCUGCACUUCCUAUUUUGGUUUUGUACUGCUCCUCAGUGGCUUCUGUGUGACCUGCAGCCCCCCUGUCAACCCUCUGGGGAUUGAGUUACUCCAAAUGUCCCACUCUCUUUUCUACAUCACAUGUGUUCUCACUACUGUGGCAGCUCUGUUACCCAGGCUGUUUUUUCAAGCUUUAUGCAACACACUGCACCCAUCUACAGUUUUGAAAUCAGCUCACAUGGAUACAGUGGACUCUGAAAAUUACCGCAGGAGAAUGCAGCGCUGGAACAUGACCCACUCCAAAACCAACAGGCUCUCGGCGGGUGCCGACAACGCUGGCCUGGAGCCCAGCUUAGCGUGAGAGCUACGCACAUGCAGAGAGUUGCACUUGAUACCUCUACUGAUGCACAAUCUCCCCUGAGAAAAGUAUACCUGAAACUGAAGGAAAGGUUUCUGUUAAUGUGCCGCACUGAAGUGUACAUCACAGCCAGAACAGAAGUUUUGGUUCAGUAAAAGACUUUGACUCCAAAGAACACUGAAUAUAACUGGCUGCGUUUUGUAUGAAUGAGAAGUAUGCAUCUGUGAUUUUAUGAAUAAAGUAUGUGAAAGUAA